Molecule: messenger RNA, 930 nt
Organism: Trichomonas vaginalis G3
Lineage: Eukaryota; Parabasalia; Trichomonadida; Trichomonadidae
Product: glycine-rich protein family
Exons: 1
Coding region: 1-930 (309 amino acids)
Source: RefSeq, a predicted model, not a curated record
AUGCCAUACAAAAUUGAGUUUAAACCUGGAUUAUACUUCAUAGAACUUUGGGGAGCAUCAGGUGGCUACUAUGAUUCUCAGCCCACAUUAGGUGGAUAUGGCUCCUAUACAUCGGGAUUCCUUCCACUAAUGAAGAAACGUAUUUUAUAUAUAUAUCUUGGUCAAAAAGGGAAAUUUGAUGGUCCACCAACCUUUAAUGGCGGUGGAAAAGGUACAUACUCUCCAUCCAAAGACUCUAUUUCGGGAUCUGGUGGUGGAGCAAGCGAUAUGAGAUUCAUAUAUGGAGAAUGGAAUGAAAUCAACUCAUUGAAAUCGAGAAUAAUCGUUUCCGCAGGCGGUGCUGGGUCAACUGAUGCUGUUUCAAGUAUAGUUAGAGGCGGCCAUGGCGGCGCUAUCAGCGGCUACAAAGGCACUCAGUAUCGAGUGAGCUCAUCUGCAGACACUUUAACCGAUGCUACUGGCGCCAGCAAUGUUUUAGGCGGAAUCUCUGGUUUAAUGAGUAAUAAAAUUCCAAGUUCAAUUAUGAACGGAUCAUUUGGGAUAGGAGCAAAUCCUUUCGAUGCCCACUAUGGAUCAGGUGGUGGAGGGGGAGAUUAUGGUGGAGGUGCUGGAAAUGUUGUUAACAAUUGUGUCGGUACCGGAUCAGGGGGUUCUUCAUUUAUUUCAGGAUACAAAGGUUGUGAUGCGAUUUCUCAAAAUUAUACAUUGGAUAAUCCGGUCCACACCGGGAAACCAUACCACUAUUCUGGAUUUGUGUUUGUGAACCCCAUCAUGAAAGAUGGUAACACAGUUCAAUACUCAGGUAAUGGUCAAGCCAGAAUUACUGUUGCUUAUCAAGAAUAUUUUAAUAUUAAGCAAAGCUGCGUUAAUUCAUACUCAAUAAGUCCACAUUAUUUUUACUUAAUUGUCUCUAUCAUUAUUGAUUGUUAA